AUGCCUCAAAAAGACGCACACCUUCAAUUUGAGAAAUGGGCCCGCAAAUAUGGCCCCGUCUACAGUUUGAUGCUGGGAACAAAGACCAUGAUUGUUCUCUCUGGUGAUCAAGCUAUCAAGGAUUUAUUAGACAAGAAAAGUGCAGUUUACUCGGAUAGACCUGAGUUGUAUAUCGGCCAGACUUUGGCAAGUGGAGACCUGAGGUUUUUGAUGAUGGGUUAUGGAACCCAAUGGCGCGCAAUACGGAAAAUGAUGCACAAAAUUUUGAAUAUCUCCACGGCCCGAUCAUAUGUUCCAUACCAGAUGCUGGAGAAUAAACAGAUGCUAUAUCAAUUCCUCCAAGAGCCAGAUAACUUCUUGCAUCACAUACGCCGCUAUUCGAAUGCACUCACAACAACUAUGGUGUUUGGUUGGAGAUCACCGACCUAUGAGGAUGAAAAGAUGAAACAACAUUUUGCCGGCCUCUCUGAGUUUGCGGUUCUCAAUCAACAAGGGACGGCGGCCAUUUUGGACUACUUCCCCAUUCUGAGGCGACUUCCAGAGUUCAUGUUUCCCACGAAAAAGAAAGCGAAGGUCCUCCACCAACAAGAGAAAGCACUUUAUCUCUCUCACUAG
Molecule: messenger RNA, 615 nt
Organism: Exophiala aquamarina CBS 119918
Lineage: Eukaryota; Fungi; Ascomycota; Eurotiomycetes; Chaetothyriales; Herpotrichiellaceae
Product: cytochrome P450 oxidoreductase
Exons: 3
Coding region: 1-615 (204 amino acids)
Molecular function (GO): heme binding; oxidoreductase activity, acting on paired donors, with incorporation or reduction of molecular oxygen; monooxygenase activity
Source: RefSeq, a predicted model, not a curated record